This is a messenger RNA of Aplosporella prunicola CBS 121167, 783 nucleotides long. RefSeq lists its product as uncharacterized. The record is from RefSeq and is a predicted model, not a curated record. The annotation marks the transcript as partial. NCBI's taxonomy places the organism in Eukaryota, Fungi, Ascomycota, Dothideomycetes, Botryosphaeriales, Aplosporellaceae. The transcript has 6 exons.
GCCGCGAAACCGAGCUUGAAGAUAUCCGCCGACCUCUGCCCGAGUAUUAUCUCUAAAAAUGUCCCAGCCGAGGCUCAACCUACUGUUACUGUCCGCGUCACCAUGACCCUUAGCCCAGUGGCGCCCGCACCGCUGUCGUUCCUGCGCAAGUACAGCCUCGUGGAGCCACAUAUGGACCAGGGACAAUCCCAGUACAAUUUCUCCGGGACAUACAGGGUUAUCCGGUGCCCCCCUGAUGAUACCAUCCUGGACACGCCGGCCACAUACGACGGCAUCGUCACCCUUCUACCAGGCGUCCCGGCUACCUUUGAUUACGACCGGUUCACCGGGACCGAUUUUUAUGAAAACUAUAAAAGCGGAGAAGCUUACCUCCUGCGCCUAGGGAAUGGUCUGACAACGCCACUGCUGUUGGGUGUAUGGAGCUUUAGGGAUUCUCAGAAGCUACAAGACCUAGUCGACUUCGAUAUUUCGCAGGAGAAAUGGCCGGUUCUAAUCGUCGAGGGUGAUAAGCCGGACAACUUUGGGCCAGUAGUGUUCACAACACACGUGCCGUGGUAGUGGUACCGUAGUGUUACCCUUCAAGGGUCGAAGAGAGAAGCAGGUAUUGGAAAGUCGAUGAUUUUCAUUUGAGAAAUCCAGCUUCACGCGAGCUGAACCUACCUGCAACCGGCGCGAAUAGGUUAGCUCUCGGAUUUCUCACAUUUGAAGCGUUGUUCCAGAACAAAGACAGAUCGACUUUUGUAUGGUUGAGAUAAGAGACAAAGUAAUGGCGUUGACAAAGAA